CAAAGACAGAGAGAGAGCGUGUAUAGUUUUAAGAGAAGGGGUAACUCAUCACCACAACCACCACACAACAACAACAGCAUACAACAACAGCGACACUUAUGACACACAUCAUAUUCACAUCAUGAUGAAGGCAGUACUCAAAUUCGAAAGAAAUUGAGCGGCAAAACAGUACACCAAAACACAGCUGAUCAACACCUAGAAAAAACGUUGGAACGAUUCAUACUCAAAAUGUCGUCAGGAGCGGCGGCUGAACUUUCAGCAAGCACUCCUGCGAGCGCUCUAUCGUCUGCUCAAAAUUCAACUUUUGCAACAUUACAAGUCAAUGGUAUCAAUCUCCCUGCCGCGGCACAAUCAUCUACAUCAUCUCUCCGUACAAAAGAGGAAGGCAAAGAUACGCCGAUGGGCGAACCAGAACUGUUAGCCCUGAUCAUCGAAAUGCGACUCGGCGCUCCUUCUUCCUCUGGAGGUGGUAGCAAUGGUCAAUCCAAUUCACUCAAUGGAUCCAGAAGGACUACUAGCAAUGGCGCAGGAUCUGCUAUGGCAACUACUUCAAACGGUCCCUCUACAUCCGAUUCCGGCACGAUGGAUUUAAGUCAUAAAAAGAUUCGGUCGUUACCGAAUGAAAUGGUGGAUAUUAUCAAAGACGAUAUCGUUCGUUUGGCAGUAGGAUACAACUUUCUCACUACAUUACCAUCAAAUUUUGUCAAUCUAAGCAAGCUACGAUAUCUUAACAUACGUGCAAACCUAUUGAGCACAGUACCUCCCGUUCUGUGUUCGUUGCCUUCCCUGGAGAUCCUGGAUAUGAGCAGAAAUAAAGUGCGUCAGUUACCUGCUGAACCUGGCCGGCUAGCAGAUCUACGUGUUUUGAGCAUAUCCAAUAAUCGUUUACGUCGAUUGCCAGCAUGGAUGAGUAGAGCGAAAAAUCUACGAAUCCUCAAGUUAGAGGGUAAUCCGAUCAAUUGGCCACCACCACAUGUGUCUGUUAUGCCACCGAUCGAGAAAGCUGCAGUGAAUGACCUAAACGGAGAUGGUAAAGCCAAUGACAAAGCCAAAGCACAAGCAUCUCGUAGCCGGGCAGAGGAUAAGCAUAUGAUGCUGUGGAUCGCAAAGCUGAAAGAAUGGAUUGCGGAAAAUGAGGGGAAAGCUGAAUCACAAGAGGUGCUCGACAUGAGCAAUAGCGCCAUUACACCAUCAGCUACGCCUAUGUCUGGAGUGGAAGACAAGGUGAUAGAAGUGCCAAAUGUCAGAGAUGCUGAUACCAAAGUUGAAGAUAUACCCUCCGCACCUGUGGAGGAGUCCAAGGCAAAUGAUGAGAUACAGACAGUAGCGGUACCGGAGACUGCGCCUUUUGCUAGCACAGUCAUGUCCACCUCUCCAGAGGAAGUAACAAAUGUCAUUCCAGUGGUGACAAAUAAUGAUGACUCUGCCAAUACACCACCAUCAUCAGCGGUCGGUAGCAAAUCAGCUGGUGAAAGUUCAAACAGUGCAACAGACACUACUCCCGCGACACCUCCAUUACCUUCAACCAAAUGGAACCCGAAAGGAUUGGGACGUCCAAAUGAGAUCAUAUCAGCAACUCCACCUGCAUCAGUCGUUGGAGGUAAAUGGACAGGACAAAGUUCCAAUUCGGUAGCAGCAGUUGAAUCGGAGAGAAACAGUUAUUUCAAACGUUUAUCAACUUUGCCUACUUCAACAAUAUCCACACGAGUCUCUGUGCCUGUGCUUUUAUGCGUCGAUGCUACCCGAGGUGUGUUGUAUGCAUUAUCACAAAUGCAUACCGCUCUUCGUCAAUACGUUGCUUUUGCGACUGAUGAACGAAUGACAUCACAAUUGAGUAGAGUGCUCGAUAUUGCUGGAAAUUCAAUGGCUUCCUUGAUUCAUUCAUUGGACAGAUUUGAUUCAUUAUCCAGAAUCAAAGGUGAUACACUCGAUCCACUGGUCAUUCGUGGCGUUGUGGUUUCUUGUAUUGAGAGCAUUGCAACCUUUCGAAAGCUGAUACACGUCGUUCAACUUCAAUUACGCUCACUUCAACGAGGCGCAGAUAUUCGGUAUACUAGAACUUUGCUAAUCCUACUCUAUGGAAGCUUGGCAGAGAUUUCAAAUAGCUGGAAGACCAUGGAGCCAUUACUGGAUGACGUUGCCCCGUACCUUUCCAUGGGACUCCAAUCAAACACAUCUUCACAUCUUUUACAACAACCUGCUUUACCUAGUAUUGCCGAGGCUACUUCACCUAUUACGCCCACGAGCUCUCGUAUGGUAGCUCCUCCAGCAAGACCUCAUCGGCGUCGACAUGCGGGAUCUUUCAGUGCUCAGGAUGUCGCUCAUGGUGCUUCGUUAUCAUCGAGUAGCAUAUCGGCACCCAACGUCUUGCCAUCCGUGCCGAUCAGUGAAGAUCACAAGCGAGCCAAUCGACCACCGGCACUAACGAGUAUGCCUUCACCAGCUAAUUUGCCUUAUUCUGCCGAACAAGGCACUCUAGAUGGACAAAAGAUUGGUACUACUCCAUUCAGCGCAAACCAAGAACAACAAAAGCAACAACAAGCUGGACAGGCACAGCAGCAAAUCAGUAGAAGAACACUCUCAAACACAAGCGGUCCAAAGAGCGCAGGCACUGCACUUUAUACCUCACAAACAGAUGUUGAACGGGAAAUACCUAUUGAUGAUCAUCUCUUACAGUUGGUCGUGAAGAUCACUUCGGUCGCAUUUAGCGUUUGGGCGGGCAUUGAAGAGUAUCUCAUCACCCUGGGGUUGCCGAAAGCGUCAAGCGGACAUGCGAAUAAGGGCAGUAAUGGAUCCAUGCUGAUCAAUCCUGCAUCAACAGCUGAUCAGGCAGGAGAGGAUAGUCAGUCGAAAAGUCGUUUGCCAAGAUCAGCACGUCAGCAAGCUUCAGAGGUUUCAACGCUGCCGGAUAACUCUGAGCAAGGACCCACGCCAUCUACUGAUUCAAACACCAUAUCAGGUGAUACAACAGUGUCAAAUUCUAUCACUCAGGCUGUGGAAGGAGAAGAAACGACAGACACUGCCGUCACUCCAACCAAUCCUGCACCGUCUCCAGCGGUUCAGAGACGCUUACGACAACUUCAUGAUUUGACACGUGGUGUGAAUGAGCACACACAACGUUUGUAUGGGUGUCUGGAGAGGGCACAAGAUGCAAUUUAUCGUCGUACGCCUACUCCUCUCUCUCCUGUUCCGACUACCAUCAGUGCAAGUACGACGAAUAACAAUCCUCGACAUCAUGGACGUGCAGGCAGCACAGUGAGCAGCGUCAACAGCCUGAGCACGCCAUCCAAUCCAUCAUCCCUUGUUCGGGCCGAUCAAAAUGGUCAAAAUGUGAAGCACAAAAAAGAAAACAGUUUUGAUCAAAACAAGAGCUUAUCAUCCGAUACAUCAACAAAUAAAUCAUCAAGAGAAUUAUUUGUUGAAAGCAAUCAUUUUAUCAAAUCAAUUUUACACAUUUCACAUUUUAUCAAAGCACUUUCAGCUGAAGGUUUCAUUUUACCAAAAUACGUUAAAGCAAGUAUGGCAGAAUUAACAACAUGUGCUCGUGAUCUUACCUUACAUUUACACUUCCUUUCCGGUCCUUCUCUCGCCCCGAAUAUUGGAUUGAAUCCUGCCAAUUUGAGUUCUGCCCCUGCUGCCGUUCAUCAUAAUGCACCUUUGCAACAGCAACAACAAAGACAAUGAUCAAAACAAUCGGAACAGGCGUAACAUGACAGGAUCGCCUCGAUUUUAUCUUUCUGCUCAAUUAUUAUUUUCUGUAGAUUAAUAAAGCGUCAUGUACUACGCUUUCCCACUUCAUUCUGUAUCACUAUACAAUAAACGACAUCAUUCAUUAUGC
Molecule: messenger RNA, 3838 nt
Organism: Meira miltonrushii
Lineage: Eukaryota; Fungi; Basidiomycota; Exobasidiomycetes; Exobasidiales; Brachybasidiaceae
Product: L domain-like protein
Exons: 1
Coding region: 229-3684 (1151 amino acids)
Molecular function (GO): protein binding
Source: RefSeq, a predicted model, not a curated record